UCUGAAUUUCUUCUUCGCAAUCUGUAAUUUGUUUUCCCUUUUACGUUUCUCUCUCUCUCUCUUUCUCUGCUUUCUUCCUCCUAACCAACUCUCGUCGUCUUCACUGAAAUCCUCUGUUUUCUAUUCCCAAUUCGCUCCAAAUUUCUCGUCUUUUUGUUUCUGGGUUUAAUCGGAUCAAUUCAGUUGAAGAUUCCACCUGAAAGUAAGGGAAGAAAGUUUUGAUCUUCCUCCCUGGAGAGAAAAAUUUUCCCGGGAAAAAAGAAUUAUGCUUUGGGGCAUCGGCAGAGGGAAGAAGGAUUCAGAAAUUAGUUGAAGGAGUGGGAGGGGGAGGGGAAGCAGGCGAAUGAACUAUCAGGAUCUCUUGUCUCAUUACUACAUCCUGCUGGGCUAUUCUCCUCCGAUAUGGGCGUCUAUGCUCGCCGGUGCUUUAAUGGCGGUCAGCCUCUCAUUGUCUUGUUACCUCCUCUUCGAGCACCUCUCUGCUUACAAGAACCCUGAGGAACAGAAGUUUCUGAUUGGAGUAAUUCUCAUGGUUCCUUGUUAUGCCACAGAAUCUUUUAUAUCGUUGGUCCAUCCAUCAGUUAGUGUUGAUGUUGGGAUUCUACGGGAUUGCUAUGAAUCCUUUGCCAUGUAUUGCUUUGGGAGGUACCUUGUGGCUUGCUUGGGUGGAGAAGAAAGAGCAGUCGAGUUUAUGGAGAGACAAGGGCGUGCAAGCACCAAGACUCCACUUUUAGAACAUGGUCACGAGAAGGGAACCGUUAAGCACCCGUUUCCGAUGAAUUAUUUCGUAAAGCCGUGGAGGCUUGGCCGGUGGUUUUACCAAGUUGUGAAGUUUGGUAUUGUUCAAUAUAUGAUCAUUAAGGCUUUCACUUCGAUUUCAGCUGUAGUUCUUGAGGCCUUUGGAGUCUAUUGUGAAGGCGAGUUCAAAUGGAACUGUGGGUAUCCUUACCUGGCAGUAGUUCUAAACUUUAGCCAGUCAUGGGCUCUCUACUGUUUAGUGCAAUUCUACACCGUAACAAAGCAUGAGCUAGCCCACAUAAACCCAUUAUAUAAAUUCUUAACCUUCAAAUCGAUUGUGUUUCUGACGUGGUGGCAAGGAGUCACAAUCGCACUUCUCUCUUCCCUCAAUUUGUUCCGAGGUCCCAUCGCUCAAGCCUUGGAAUUCAAGUCAAGUGUGCAGGACUUCAUAAUCUGUGUUGAGAUGGGCAUUGCUUCGGUUGUUCAUCUGUAUGUUUUCCCUGCAAAGCCAUAUGCACUGAUGGGAGAUCGUUUCACCGGAACAAUUUCUGUCCUUGGAGAUUAUGCAUCAGUGGAUUGCCCUAUAGAUCCCGAUGAGGUCAGGGACAGUGAGCGCCCUACUAAACUACGCCUCCCCCAGCCUGAUGAAGAUGUCAGGAGCGGGAUGACACUGAAAGAAAGUAUGCGGGAUGUGGUUGUUGGUGGCGGUGGAUUUGUAAGUUAUUUUGAAACUAUGACGCCAAUUGUUAUGAAUAGCUCAAUGAUAGUCAACGACGUUAAGUUCACUGUAACCCAGGCAGUGGAGCCAGUGGAGAAGGGAAUCACGAAAUUCAAUGAGAAAUUACACAAGAUCUCUGAGAAUAUGAGAAAGCAUGAUAAGGAUAAGAAGAGAACGAAGGAUGAUAGUUGUUUAUCAUCCCCGCGGAGAGUCAUUCGUGGUAUAGAUGACCCUCUCUUAAAUGGGAGUUUGAGUGACAGCGGGGUAACAAGAACGAAGAAGCAUCGACGGAGAGCAGGGAAUAGUAAUAAUAAUAGUGGCGAGAGUGGGGGAGAAAGCAACAGCGACCAGAGCUAUGGUGGUUAUCAGGUCAGGGGCAACAGGUGGAUUACUAAAGAUUAGGAGAAAACGUAAAAGAACUGGCCAGAUGAUUAUUGCAACUUGUAUAGAGUAUCUAUAGAGAGCUUGCUAUUUUUGUGAUGCUGCUAUGACUCUGAAUGUAUUAAGAAAAUUUGGUAACCUUGUUUGAAGAACUCCCACUUCGUUUCUUUCAAUUUAGCUAAGCAUAUCUUCAUCACCAUUGCAG
This is a messenger RNA of Linum tenue, 2042 nucleotides long. Lineage: Eukaryota; Viridiplantae; Streptophyta; Magnoliopsida; Malpighiales; Linaceae. The record is from the annotation of a GenBank genome assembly.